Molecule: messenger RNA, 2928 nt
Organism: Sporothrix brasiliensis 5110
Lineage: Eukaryota; Fungi; Ascomycota; Sordariomycetes; Ophiostomatales; Ophiostomataceae
Exons: 3
Coding region: 1-2928 (975 amino acids)
Biological process (GO): positive regulation of transcription by RNA polymerase II; DNA-templated transcription
Molecular function (GO): sequence-specific DNA binding; zinc ion binding; DNA-binding transcription factor activity, RNA polymerase II-specific
Source: RefSeq, a predicted model, not a curated record
AUGAGUGCCAGUGCGACCGUGGGCCCAAGCUCUGCCGCUGCCUCUGCCGCUGCCAAGGGCUGCGAGCCGCCGUGCUUCACCAUCAAUGCCUGCAACCGAUGCCGCCGCCGCAAAGCAAAAUGCGAUCCCGGCCUGCCCUCGUGCGGCCCCUGCCGCCGCACUGGCGCCGUCUGUGAAUACACCGACCCGCGGUCCAAGACGGCCACGCCGCGCGCCGUUAUUCUCCAGCUCGAGGACGAGCUGGCCCGCCUGGAGGCCGACCUGCGCGCCCAGUCCUUGUCGGAAGGGCGUCCGUCGCCACAUGGCCCGGUGCCUCCGCCCGGCGGUAGUAGCAGCGGCAGCAGCAAUGGUCCCGACUUGAUCCGACUCGAACCCGGUGAGGAUGCACAUUUCCUGGGCGUGUCGAGUGGCAUGCACCUGGCACGGUCGGUCCUGGAGUCGGCGCAGCGAAACGAGGCGAGCUUCCAGCCGGGACGGCGCAGUGGGAGUGGGAGUGGGAGUGGCAGGAACAAGGAUGGCAGCAGUGGCACCAACACGACUGCCAACAGCGGCCAGUCCAGCGGCCAGUCCAGCGGCCAGUCCAACUCGGCCGCGUCCACACAGCCAGGGUCGCCGAGGGACGAGCCCGCCGAAGUAACUGCACAAUCAACAGAACCAGCAGAAUCAACAGCAUCAACAGCAACAGAACCCCCGGAACCUUCGCACCCGACUAGGCCCGUCUUACCUUCCCGCGAGACGGCCGUCAGCCUCGUCGACAUCUUCCUGAGCCAAUACGAGGUCCAGUACCCCAUCGUCACGGGCGACGACAUGGCCCAGAUCGUCAUGGACUACUACGGCGGCGACUGCGCUUCCCUGGCCGAGGACGUGCCGGACCACACGCCCAUUGACCGCGAAACGAACGCCUGGAACCAGUUCAUCCUCAACAUGGUCUUUGCCAUUGCCCUCGUCGUCCUCUCGCGCGAGAGUCCCGAGUCGCUCGCCCUUGCCAAGAGCUUCAGCAACGCCGCCAUGGCCGACUUUAGCACCAUCAUGCAGCGCAAAAGCGUCUGCACCCUGCAGUGCCUCCUGUUUUUGCUUCUGUGGUCCGUCCUGGACUCGUCGUCGGCGCCCAUCUGGUACAUUUCCGGCCUGUGCAUGCGCAUGUGCGUCGACCUGGGCUUCCACUCCGAGACCACCAUCGGCGUCGGGCCGACUGCCACUCCAUCUCUCUCAUCCCCCCCAUUUCCGUCCGAAAUGGACGUCAAGCGCCGCCUGUUCUGGGUCACCUACACCUUUGACCGCACCCUCGGCACGCUGCUCGGCCGCCCAUUCACGCUGACCGACAGCAUGAUUGACGUGAAGCUUCCCCAAGAUGCCCCGUCUGGCCCCAAACGCGACAAACGCGACCAGGUCCUGCACUGGUUCCGCCUCCAGCGGCUCCAGAGCCAGAUUGUCUGCCGCCUCUACAGUCUGCGUAGCGGCGACAGCAAGACGGACAAAGACGACGGCCUCUCUGACGACACGGCCCGCUGGAAGACCGAUAUGGCCGCGCAGCUGCGCCAGUGGGGCAGCCAGGCCACCAGCCUCGCCGACCCCCAGGGCCACACUCUCGACUGGUGGGAGUACUGGCACCAGAACGCCCUCCUGCUGCUGCACCGCCCGUCGCCCCUCAAGCCGCAGCUUGACGCCGCGGAGGCCGACACCUGCUGUACCGCCGCCCAGCACAUGAUCCAGCUCUCUUUUACGCGCCUCCAGCGCGGCAGUGCCGACUUCGCCUGGGUCGACCUGCACUACCAGCUCAUGAGCGGCAUCACUCUCCUGUUUCUGGUCUGGAAGCACGCCGCCACGCGCGCCAAGGCCAAGACCGGCUGGACCUCGUUCAAAAACUGCCUGAUGCAAUGGACCUACGUGCUCGACCAGCUCGCCCGCCAGUGGGACCGCAUCUCGCGCGCCCGCGACGUCCUCACCCGCCUCGUCGACACCACCAUCGACAUUGUCGAGAAGGAGCUGUGCAACAAGCUGUCGGCCAGUGACGUUCGCGUCCUGCGGCGCCAUGCCCACGCCUCACGCAUGAGCCGCAACAAGACCAUUAUCCGCCAGCUCGGGUCGCCCGGAACGGUCCCGACAGGCACCAACGGCAUCGUACACGGUCCACGAGGCGGCAGUCCUCACAGCGUGCCCAAGAGCACUGUCAACAACCGGAUGUCCAGCCGGCAGACAUGCGACAUCUACAGCCGCAACAGACGCGACAGUCUGAGCAGUAUCAGCCCCUCCAACAUCCACAUCACCAACACGCACAGCAACAGCAACAACCUCCGCAUCACGUACCAUUGCAGAUCCAACCUCCCCAACCGCAAUCCCACGCUCAACAUCCCAUCCAUACCGGCGUCCGUCGGCAGCGCCUUUCUCAACCAUGCCGACAGCAACAACAAUGGCAACAACAUGUACGCCAUGCAAGUCUCCCCCUCCCACAGCGGCCAGCCCAUCUCGCCCCAAUGGAUCACACCAGCGGCCGAUCCUGCUGCCAAUCAUACUCUUCCCCAUUCGCAUGGCCACCACCCACUGCCUCUUGUCGCGCCCUUUCAUCACACCGGCGACCUUGUUCCAGCACACAGCCAGUCGCAUACCGAUCCCGUCGUCCAGCUCCUCGACCAACAGGCGUGGCACGGCCUCGAGCUCUACGAAAGCUUUGGCGCCCUCCCGGACAACAGCAUAACAAUGCUCGACUACUUUUCCGCGACGCCCCUAGGCAUGGAGGAUGGUUCACUCGGGGGUGUCCCGCUCGGCCGAAUGGACAUGGAGAGCACACUACAACAUGCACACGUGCCGGACGGCUCCCACCAUCCACCCGCGAGCCACGACAUGGUCGGCGUCUGGCCGAACUCGCUGACCAACAGCAUCCUCAACUUCCAGCCCACCUUUCACGAUCUAGGCGAUUUCGGGAGUUGA